AUGGCCUCCUCCGGCAAGCCUGCUCUGGACGAUUCCCGUCGCACGACAGGAUCGCCGAAAAUGAAGACCCGAGAGAACGCGAAAGAUACAUUAUGCCGCAAUGUGACCAUCUACGGCCGGUGUCGUUAUGAAGAUAAAGGCUGUGCUUUCAAUCACGACCCCCAGAAAGUCAACGCGGCACACCAGUCGGACAGUAAUAAGAAACGAUUUAACGUGGACUCGCCGAGCUUUACCCCCUCUCUUUUGUCGGGCAAUGGCGCAUCUGCGCCCAAGAAAUCCACCAUCUCCCCGAAAGCUGCCAGCGCGGCCCCAUUUCAACCCAGAGUUGCCGCAUCCCGUAUGCCCUCCGAUUCGGAUCCAUAUUCAUCCCCACUGACUGGCAAAGGAUCCAACACCAGCACCCCGAGACAAGAAAUAGGAGCUCCCGAUUGGACGACAGUGGGGGAAGUGCAGGAGUUUGUUCCGCAGGGCUAUGAUGCCGCUCACGUGUCACCCCUUCAAGGCAAUGGGAACGGGGCCAUCGCUGCCGCUGGUGCCUUUGACCCAUUCGUGACAGCCUCACCUCUUUCUGCCACGGGGGGUGUUGGGCCUGUUUCCACCAAUCCAUACGCACAUGAUGCCACUGCUCUAGGAGGAGCUACUUUCUUUGCAAGCCAAACUGGCUUCCAGCAACCUGUCCAAUAUCAUCUUUAUGCUCCUAUCGGCCCUCACAACCAGAACACUCUUGGUUACCAACGUAACGUUCACGACCUCUUCCUCCCCAACGAUUUCCGUGAAGAGCUGCAGAAGAAAGCUGCGGCUACCUUACAAACAUUACCCAACACACAACUGCCUGCGCAAGUCGAUUACUUCCACUCCCUUGUUCCAUUGGAUUUGAGUCAUCAGAAGAACGCCACGACAUUCGGUUACCCUAGCUGGGUUUAUAAAGCGCAGUCGAGCAAGGACGGUAAUUUUUAUGUGCUUCGUCGGCUUGAAGGAUUCCGCCUGACAAAUGAGAAGGCCAUCCGAUCUGUCCAGGCCUGGAAGCGUGUUUGCAGUGGCAGUGUGGUCACAGUCCACGAUGCAUUCACCAGCCGAAGCUUUCAAGACAGCUCACUUAUCUUUGUCACCGAUUAUCAUCCGCUUUCUAAAACACUUUCCGAGCAGCAUCUGGGAACCGGGAAUCGCUUUCAAGGCCGCCACAACACUCACAUCCCUGAGCAGGUUCUCUGGGGCUAUAUGACACAGAUCGCAAAUGCUUUGAAGGCAAUCCACACCAAUGGUCUUGCAGCCCGGGUGUUGGAGCCGAGUAAGGUUCUCCUGACAGGCAAAAACAGAAUUCGCCUGAAUGCCUGUUCCAUCCUUGAUGUGGUCCAGUUUGAUACUCAACGGUCCGUCGCGGACCUGCAGCGACAGGAUCUAGUCAAUUUCGGGCAGUUGAUCGUCACUCUGGGUGCCAACUCGCCGAAUGUGAUGCAUAAUGCAACCAAGUCCAUGGAUCAUUUCACACGUGCAUACAGCCAGCAGAUGAAAAACUCGGUCUUUUGGCUGUUGGGCGGGCUUCAGAAGGACCAGGAACGUACCAUUGACAUCUUCAUCACCGGAAUCUCUUCUCAGCUAAUGUCCACUUUUGACUCGGCGCUGCAUUUGGACGAUCAACUUACAUCCGAUCUCAGCCGCGAACUUGAGAAUGGACGCCUAGUGCGUCUGAUGACGAAACUGAACCUUGUCAACGAACGGCCUGAAUACGAUCACGACCGACAGUGGUCCGAGAGUGGGGAGCGCUAUUUCUUGAAGAUCUUCCGAGAUUACGUCUUCCACCAAGUGGAUGCCCAAGGCGACCCAGUGGUCGAUCUCGGCCAUGUAUUGACUUGCUUGAACAAGCUUGAUGCAGGCAGCGAUGAAAAGGUCACGCUGGUGAGCCGGGAUGAACAAAGCUGUUUCAUUGUCAGCUAUAAGGAGGUCAAGAAAGCACUUGAAUCUUCUUUCCAGGCGUUGAUGAAGCCGACCAGAAGGAUGCACUAA
Messenger RNA from Penicillium longicatenatum, 2004 nucleotides. RefSeq names its product PAN-complex poly(A)-binding subunit PAN3. The coding region runs from base 1 to 2004 and encodes 667 amino acids. Gene Ontology annotation, biological process: nuclear-transcribed mRNA poly(A) tail shortening; mRNA processing; protein phosphorylation. The transcript is spliced from 8 exons. Gene Ontology annotation, cellular component: PAN complex; P-body. Gene Ontology annotation, molecular function: poly(A) binding; protein kinase activity; metal ion binding. The record is from RefSeq and is a predicted model, not a curated record. NCBI's taxonomy places the organism in Eukaryota, Fungi, Ascomycota, Eurotiomycetes, Eurotiales, Aspergillaceae.